Aspergillus puulaauensis is the source of this 162-nucleotide messenger RNA. RefSeq lists its product as uncharacterized. NCBI's taxonomy places the organism in Eukaryota, Fungi, Ascomycota, Eurotiomycetes, Eurotiales, Aspergillaceae. The record is from RefSeq and is a predicted model, not a curated record. Bases 1 to 162 code for a protein of 53 amino acids. The transcript has a single exon.
AUGUGUCUCGCACUUGGCUUCAUGAACUCAUACGCCAAGAAGGCUCACGAGAAGAAGGGGAAGAAGACCGAUGAAGAAGAUCAACCCCCGCGACCUGUCAUGGCCAAUGCUCCACCUCAGACAACGGCAGCGGUCCAGGGAGGCGCGCCUGUGUCGCAAUAA